This is a messenger RNA of Euleptes europaea (tarantolino), 2134 nucleotides long. It is a transcript of the gene SLC44A2, whose product is annotated as solute carrier family 44 member 2. The record is from RefSeq and is a predicted model, not a curated record. Gene Ontology annotation, biological process: transmembrane transport; choline transport. The coding region runs from base 1 to 2124 and encodes 707 amino acids. NCBI's taxonomy places the organism in Eukaryota, Metazoa, Chordata, Lepidosauria, Squamata, Sphaerodactylidae. The transcript has 22 exons. Gene Ontology annotation, cellular component: membrane. Gene Ontology annotation, molecular function: choline transmembrane transporter activity.
AUGGCGGGCGGCGAGGAGAACUACUACGGCAAGCACGGGACACCCCAGAAAUAUGACCCGACUUUUAAAGGCCCCAUUUAUGACAGGGGCUGCACAGAUAUCAUCUGCUGUAUCCUGCUCCUGGUUGCUGUUGUGGGCUACGUAGCCGUGGGAGUGGUAGCAUGGACACAAGGGGACCCCCGGAAAGUGAUCUACCCAACAGACAGCCAUGGGCAGUUCUGCGGCCAGAAAGGAACACCUAAUGAGAAGAAACCUUACUUGUUCUACUUCAACAUCAUGAAAUGCGCCAGCCCUACGGUGCUGCUGGUAUUCCAGUGCCCCACCACACAGAUCUGUGUCGAAGAGUGCCCAGACCGGUACCUCACUUACCUGCAGGCCUCGGCCCAGAACAUAGAAUACUACAAGAAAUUUUGCCUCCCGGGAUUUCAAAACCUGAAGAAGAGUCCCCCUGAAGUUCUGAGAGAUGGCGACUGCCCAGCUAUGAUCACUCCCAGCAAGCCUUUGGCCCGCAGAUGUUUUCCUGCAAUUAAUGCUAAGAAAGGGGUCAUCAUGGUUGGAAAUGAAACAACCUUUGAUGAUGGACGUGGAGAAAAAAAAAGGAAUGUGACAGAUCUUGUGGAAGGUGCCAAGAAAGCAAAUGUGGUUCUGGAGGCCAGACAAGUGGUUAUGAAGAUCUUCGAAGAUUACACCGUUUCCUGGUACUGGAUAAUAAUAGGUCUGGCGAUUUCCAUGGUGGUGAGCCUCAUCUUUAUCGUCCUGCUUCGGUUCCUGGCGGGCAUCAUGGUCUGGGUGAUGAUUGUCCUUGUGAUCCUGGUCCUUGGAUACGGGAUCUUCCAUUGCUACAUGGAAUAUGCGGCGCUGAAAGGACAGGCUGGGUCUGACGUCUCUCUGAAGGACUUGGGCUUCCAGACAGACCUCCGUGUUUAUCUCCACCUGAGGCAAACCUGGCUGGCCUUCAUGAUCAUCCUUUGCAUCACAGAGGUGGUCAUCAUCCUUCUGCUCAUCUUCUUGCGCAAGAGGAUCCUCAUUGCCAUUGCACUGAUCAAGGAAGCCAGCAGGGCCAUCGGUCACAUAAUGACCUCUCUGCUGUUUCCACUCUGCACUUUCUUCCUGGUGUGCCUCUGCAUUGCUUAUUGGGCGAGCACCGCUGUGUUCUUGUCUACCUCUAACGAAGCCAUCUACAAGGUAUUUAAUGAGACGCAGUGCAACUUUACUGGGACAACGUGCAACCCAGAGACCUUCAACACUUCCAGCAUCGCCAAACAGUGCCCAGACGCCCGUUGCCUCUUUGCCUUCUACGGUGGGGAGACCGCCUACCACAAGUACCUCAUCAUCUUCCAGAUCUACAAUGCCUUCAUGUUCUUCUGGCUGGCCAACUUUGUCAUUGGCCUGGGCCAAGUCACCUUGGCGGGGGCCUUCGCUUCCUACUACUGGGCCUUCAAGAAACCGGAUGAUAUGCCAGCAUUCCCCCUCUUCUCUUCCUUUGGCCGAGCACUCAGGUAUCACACUGGCUCGCUGGCCUUCGGGUCUCUGAUUCUUGCUCUUGUCCAGAUCAUUCGGGUCCUUCUGGAGUACUUGGAUCAUAGGUUAAAAGCGGCUGAUAACAAGUUUGCCAAGUUCCUCUUGGUCUGCCUCAAGUGCUGCUUCUGGUGCCUGGAGAAAUUCAUCAAGUUCUUGAACAGAAAUGCCUACAUUAUGAUCGCCAUUUACGGCACCAACUUCUGCACUUCUGCGAGGAAUGCCUUUUUCCUGCUCAUGAGGAACAUCAUCAGGGUGGCCGUUCUGGAUAAAGUCACAGACUUCCUGCUAUUCCUUGGCAAGCUCUUGAUUGUAGGAAGUGUCGGCAUUCUUGCCUUCUUCUUUUUCACCCAGAGGAUAAAGAUGAUUCAAGACUCAGCACCAUCCCUCAACUACUACUGGGUCCCGAUUCUGACUGUCAUCGUCGGUUCCUAUCUCAUUGCGCAUGGAUUUUUCAGCGUCUAUGCCAUGUGUGUGGACACGCUCUUCCUCUGCUUCUUGGAGGACCUGGAGCGUCACGACGGAUCUGCCGAGAAGCCUUACUUCAUGUCGUCGAAUCUGAAAAAGCUUCUGAAGAAGACCAACAAGCGCCCAGCCGAAGCGUAACAAGCCUCCC